AUGGAAGAUUUUAAUGACAAUGUGGACGGUAAACUGGCCUUUAGAAUGCGAAAAGUCAACUCGGAACAGUUCCACACCCUUGUCAAAAUGCAUCUGUCUUUUGAAUUGGAUCUCAAUACAGAAGACAAUGACUGUAUCAACGAAAAAGCAAAAUUAAAGAAAUGGGGUCUCCUGAGCUUUACAAAGAAACCUAAGUCAGCAAUUAAUUUACAAAAAGUUAUAGAAGGUGCCAGUUUGACUGAAGAUGGAAUUAAUCAAGUGAAACAACUAAUAGAGUAUUUAUCCGAAGAACAAAAUAUUAUUCAAGAGGGCAUAUUUCGACGUACUGGUAAAUUAACAAGACAACAGGAUUUAAAGACUGCAAUGUAUCAAGGCAUUCCGUUAAAUCUCAAUGAUGGUCAUUACAGUGUUCAUGAUUGUGCAUCUGUAUUAAAAGGAUUUUUGGCAGAAUUGCCAGAACCAUUGCUGUCAGAUUUGCAUUAUCCUGCACAUUGUCAAAUGGCUGAGUUAUAUGGUUCUGAUACGAAUGGCAAUGAUGCAAGAUUAUUAAGAUCUCUUCAACUGCUUCUAUUACUUUUACCAUAUAUGAACAGAAUUUUACUUAAGUAUGUUCUAACGCUUCUUAAUAGAACAGCUACUUUUGAAUGUAAAAACAAAAUGAAUUGUGACACACUCGCUACUCUUUUUACCCCUCAUUUACUGUGUCCAAGAAAGCUAACACCAGAAGCUUUACAUAUCAAUUCCCAAAAUUUGUCAUGCUUAGUUGCCUUUAUGAUUAGAAAAGGAGUUGAAUUGUUUGAAAUUCCACCAAAACUAGCUACAGACAUUAGGGCAUAUUGGGUAGAACAAGAAAGGAAAUUAUUGAGCCCUAAAAACUCUGAUUUAAAUGAAUCAAUACCGGAUGCAACAGGCACAGCUCAUACUGUGUUUAGUUUUGUAGAUCAUAAAUUAACAGCAAAAGCAAAUUCCACACAAGAUACUCAGGCUGCUUUAGCUCAGCUUUAUGCUCAUAUACAAGCUAUGCCAGAAUCAGCUAAGAAGCGUAGACUAGUAAAGCAAUUUAACAAAGAGAAUGGUCAAGGUACACCAAGACAAGUUAAAAAUUGUCGAACUAAGAGCCUUGGUGAUUCAAUUAAGAAGCAUAUUUUUCAGAAGAAGAUUUUGGGGCAUAAGAAAUUUAUUGAUUUUAAUAUAGGUUGCAAUAUCACUAGAUCUAGUAGUGAAGAAAAUAUAUUAUCAUCGAACCUAGAGAAAUCAUUACUUCAGACAAAAGUUCUAUUUAGUAAAUCAGAUGAUGAACUUAGCAUGGAAACUUGCGAUGCGAAUAAUGACGGCAGUCUUCUCCAUACUAAACAUAUUAGUAAUAGUACCGGUAGUCUUAAUACUCCUACAUUGAGAAGUUACAAAGACAAGAGAAAGACUAUGUUGAUGAGAUUUGUAGACAUAAAAGAGGAAAAAUCAGACGAAAAACAUCAUAAUUGGAGUUCCAACAACUCAAUUACAAACUGUGAUGGGGACUCACGUACAAAUGAUUCUAUUUGUUCAAACAUGGCCGAUGGAAGUCUAUUUAUACACGAAGAACGGUUUAAAAUGGGGAAUUCAGAGUGUGAUAGUGAUACUACAUCUAGUAUCCUUAGAUUAUCUAGACAACUGAGUGAACCACCUGAUAUAUAUUCCUCUCAUAAUACUUUGUAUAAAACUGGAGAAAGUGGAUUAGUAAAACAAAAUUCAGAACCUAUAUUAUCAACAUCAAAAUCAACUAAUGUAGAUACGAUUUCUUCUAAGUGUAUUGAGGACAAUAAGAAGUCACUAGAACAUUCGAAAAUGGAAUUGCACUCUGAUAGUACAUGCGUUCACUUAUCUCCUAUAGUGAAAAAUAGACUAUGGAAUGUAUAUGUUACUCACACAUCGACGCCAUCAAAUUUGUUACGUAAAAGCUUGGUCACUAAUGAUUACAUGUUAACUCCUAUUACUAACAAUGAUAAAAGCAUGAGUCCAAUUACACAAAGUGCCACUAAGAUGACAAAAGCUAUGCAAGAAACAAUGAUGACACCACGAUCGAGGAAGCCAGUAAUGAUGGUUUCAGGUUCAAACCUCUGUAAUCUUGCCACUGUUAACAAUAGUUGGAAUCAACAUAAUGUGUCUAAUAAUGUACGUGGUUCAAAUCUAGAUAUGGGUGGACCCAUAAAUUGUAUUUCAAUUCUAGAAGAAUCUCACAGACCUAACAGCACGGACAGUGAAGUGAUUUACGGAGAAAGUAUCGAUAUAGAAGACAAAGAAAAUUUUGCCAAAGAUGUAGCAGAAAAACAUAAGUUAUUUACAUCCAUUCCUGAUGACUAUUGCGCGGUUACUCAACAAAGUACAAUGUCUAUAACGAGCACCUUUAGGGAAUAUUUGUUAUCUCGAAGUGUUUUAACUGCUAGUCCUGUUGAUCUUAGUUUUACGUCGCGCACUGGAGAUUUUGAGCAAUCGGAAUCUGACUUGAACAUCUUAAACGAAGAUGGGCUUUCCGAAAGUUUACUUUGUUGCUUAAAUGGAAAUAAUCCAGAAUCGGAUACUUCCGGUAUUGCAUCAGGUAGCACUAACAGCGCGAGUAAUUCAUCGGAAAGAAAUGAUGACAUUGGAAGUUCGCCACGAAAACGAGCGACGAGUUUACAACGUAAUGAUUCCAAACGAUCAGUGAAGGAAAGCAAAACACUACAAAGUAUCAGGGGACAAGGUUUUAAACACAAACAAUUGAGCGAAUCAACGUUAAAUUCGGUAAAGAUAAAAGACACGUUUCAAGAGACUUCAUUCUGA
Molecule: messenger RNA, 2799 nt
Organism: Dufourea novaeangliae
Lineage: Eukaryota; Metazoa; Arthropoda; Insecta; Hymenoptera; Halictidae
Product: rho GTPase-activating protein 24-like
Exons: 7
Coding region: 1-2799 (932 amino acids)
Biological process (GO): regulation of small GTPase mediated signal transduction; signal transduction
Cellular component (GO): cytoplasm
Molecular function (GO): GTPase activator activity
Source: RefSeq, a predicted model, not a curated record